AUCAGGUGGCGGUUACCUGUGACAGCCCUGCGCGGGGGCGCAUGCGCGGCGCCCCAGCCCGGGGCGGCGCGGCUCGAGCAACAGUCUGUCCGCGAGCGCGCCCCACACAGCGCCGCCCAACAUGCCGCAUGGUGGCGCGGCGGUAGCGGUGCGCGCGCGGCGGUGAUCGCCCCGAUGCGGCGCGCGCUUCACCAUGCGACAACAGUCGACCGAAACGGUCGACGCGUCGGUAUGCACGGAGGAGAGCGGCGCGGCGCGGCUCGAGGCCGUGCUGCUCGCGCUGCUGGAGAGCAAGGCGCGCGCGCUGCACGCCGAGCACAGCCGCCGCCCGCACCCGCUGCUGCUGCUGCUGCGGGACCCGCCUCCUGAAGAUGAGGCGUCCACGGCGGGGUCGCCGGGCGCGCUGCUGCCGGCCGCGUGGUGCGAGCACGAGCGCCGCAACCUCACGCUGCACGCACACGGAGACCUGUCAAGUCCAGAGCAGCUAGAGUUGGAGCGGCGGCGGCGACGGCGGCGGCGGCGGCGCAGCCCGCACAGCAAGCCCAGGAAACAUCGCACGCUACUCGUGUCAGCUAUAGACGAGCAGGCUAAAGUUAUACAUGUGCUAGACCCAGACGAGUUGCCACGCCGCGCGCGCUACACCAUCAUGGUGACGGCGUGCCUGCUGCUGUUCCUGUGCCUGCUCCUAGUCGGGGUCACACUUAGGAUGGCGCCGCUGAUCGAUGACAUGGGUGAGUUGUAG
Messenger RNA from Plutella xylostella (diamondback moth), 742 nucleotides. RefSeq lists its product as uncharacterized. The record is from RefSeq and is a predicted model, not a curated record. Lineage: Eukaryota; Metazoa; Arthropoda; Insecta; Lepidoptera; Plutellidae.